CCUACGGCGUGUUGAAUGGGACAUCUCGGUUCAUUAUGGCAAAUUCUUAGUCAUGUUUUUUUUUGAAUGACUUUUAGUCCUCAAUAUGGAAAAGUUAUAAAGUCCUGAGCACAGUCGCCUUCACGGUGCCCCCCCCAAAAAGAAACAACCAACUAACGACUCCCUAUUGCAGAGGCUAAAAAGUGACCCAAAGUGAGGUUAAUGCUGGGUUUCAGCCACAAGCACCAGCGCCGCUGUGACUCCUACGGGACGGACCGAGCUCUGGGUUUCUGUGAUCCUGAGCUGUUUAUCAUGCAGGCUGUGAUCCCGCUUGGGAACAGUAAACCCGCCGCCGAUCGCAGGUGAGACCACAACAGGCUAGGUGGAAAGCUAACGGUGUCUGCCGACGGGAAACUAAACCCAGAUAGCCCCUUAUCGCUCAACGUGGAUUGUGUUUUUUCUUUUUCUUUUUUUUUAAUAGCAUGCCGUGCUAGCUAACGGUAGCACCGGGUGUUGCACUGCUAGUCGGCUAGCCUGCCGCCUUGUGUGUCACCACACAGGGACGCCUCUCGUGUGUUUAUAACAGUAAACCAGACACACGGAAUCCGACAUCAGCCGUUCAUAAGGUAGCGAGUGACGUCACAAAGCCCAGGACACAUCUCGUGGGGGACUUUGGCUUGAUAUGCAAAUACUUAGACAGGCAGACUUCAAAGGUCGCCGCUAUCUAUCCAUCCAUUGCAAGUUUAUCGUAAACUUUGCCUGAUUAUUGAUAUCUACGAGUGGACCAUCCUCUGGGCGGUUGACCCAUGCCAUGCGACGCUGGAUGAUGUCCUCCAGGACCAGCGAGCAGCACGCUAGGCGGCCCGCAUCGUCACCCAGUCUAGGGGUGUCUGAAGUGUAAGCCUGGGGGCCCCGUGGAAGUGUUCGCCUGUGAAGGGUUUCUUGACUUUUUAGCCGACCGCUUGGAUUGCAAGACCAACAACAAUGGAGGUAACGAUGGAUUACUGCGUGGAGCUAGUGCUGCAGAAGGACCUGGGGAAGCGGCUGCAGACGGGCCCGGAGCUCACGGAGCUGCUGUUAGACCCGGAGAGGCUCCCGACCCUGGAGCAGGACCCGGCUCUGCUGGACCGGAUGGUGGACGGCGUCGCCAGCUCCUGGGUCAAUAACAGUCAUUUCAAGGUGGUUUUAUUUGGAAUGGACAUUCUAUCAGCCCUGGUAACAAGACUACAGGAGAGAUUUAGAAAUCAGGUUGGAACAGUGCUGCCCAGCCUGAUGGAUCGGCUGGGCGAUGCCAAGGACGCGGUCCGGGACCAGGACCAGGCCCUGCUCUUGAAGAUCAUGGACCAAGCCGCAAAUCCACAGUACGUGUGGGAGCGCAUGCUGGGCGGAUUCAAGCACAAGAACACCAGGAGCCGGGAGGGACUGUGCCAGUGCCUCAUCGCCACCCUCAACGCAUUUGGAUCUCAGAGCCUGACGCUCAGCAAGAUAGUCCCUCACAUCUGUAACCUCCUUGGGGACCCCACGAGUCAGGUGCGUGACGGUGCUAUGAACUGCCUGGUGGAGAUCUACCGCCACGUGGGGGAGCGAGUGAGGAUGGACCUGGGGAAGAAGGGCCUGCCUCAGUCACGGUUGAACGUCAUCUUCAGUAAAUUCGACGAGGUCCAGCGGUCGGGCAGCAUGGUCCUCUCGCCCCUGUCUGAUAAGAACUUCGAUGAGGAUGACUCUGUGGACGGGGGACGCUCCACCUCGUCUUCCAAGCCCGUGUCCGCGUCCGGGAGGAAGGCGGUGAGCAUGGGCUCCUUCCGGAAGCCUAGCUCGGGCUCCAGCGCCAAGUCCGCAGGGAAAGAUGCGGCCAGUGCUGGGGCCGUGGACGAGGAAGACUUCCUCCGAGCCUUUGAAGAUGUUCCCACCGUGCAGCUCCACUCCAACAGAGAGAUGGAGGAGGCCAUGACCAAGAUCCGGGACGUGCUGUCGGACGACAAGCGAGACUGGGAGCUACGCGUCGCCGCCCUGAGGAAGGUGCGCUCGCUGCUGCUGGCCGGCGCGGUGGACUACGACGGCUUCCCCCAGCAGCUGCGGCUCAUGGAGGCGGCGUUCAAGCUGUCGGCCAAGGACCUGCGCUCGCAGGUGGUGAGGGAGGCCUGCAUCACGCUGGGCCACCUGUCCUUGCUGCUGGGCAGCGGGUUCGACCACGCGGCCGAGGCCACCAUACCCGUGCUGCUGAACCUCCUCCCCAACAGCGCCAAGAUCAUGGCCACCUCCGGGGUGGCCGCCGUCCGCAUCAUCCUCAAACACACCCACUUCCCACGCCUGAUCCCCGUCAUCUGCGCCCACUGCGUGUGCAAGACCGUGGCCAUCCGGAGGAAGUGCUUUGAGUUCCUGGACAUCAUGUUGCAGGAUUGGCAGAGCAGCUCCUUGGAGAGACAUGCAGCCGUUGUCAUGGAUACCAUCAAGAAAGGGGUUCACGACGCAGACUCCGAGGCCCGCUCUGUGGCCAGGAAGUGCUACUGGAGCUACCACGGCCACUUCAGCCAGGAGGCGGAGCUUCUGUUCCAGGGCCUGGAGUCGUCCUAUCAGAAGGCCCUGCAGGCCCACCUGAAGAGCGGCGACAGCCAGGCCUCACUGCCGGCCUCGGACCGCUCGUCCUCCUCCUCACAGGAGAGUCUCAAUCGGCCUCUCACCGUGAAGAGCUCUGUGGGCAGCAGCGGGACCAGAGCCAAACCCGGCCAGGCCUCCCGCCCCCCCCACGCCGCCGCCCCCGCCUCCCUGCAGCGUUCCCGUAGCGACGUGGACGUCAACGCCACGGCCACGGCCACGGCCAGGACGCGCCUGGCCGCCGCCCCCUCCGCCGCCCCGUUUAGCUCCGCCUCCGCCCUGCCGCCGGGGUCCUACGCCUCGCUAGGCCGGGUGCGGACCAGGAAGCAGAGUGCGGGGACCGGCCCGUUGGUCACAGACACCAGGGGCCGCAGCAGGGGCAAGGUGGUCUCCCAAUCACAGCCGGGCAGUCGCUCGGGGUCUCCAGGAAGGCUGCUGGGCUCCUCGUACGGCCGGGGCCCCAGGCCCACCAUGGGCAUCUCCACCGCCACCCCCACCUCCAGCGGGGGGCCGGUGGAGAAGGCCCGGCCCCGGGGCCCGCGGAGCCACGGCUGCAGCCGCGAGACGAGCCCCAGCCGCUCCACCACGGCGCGGAGUCGAAUCCCGCGGCCCAGCAUGAGUCAGGGCUGCAGUCGUGACACGAGUCGCGAGAGCAGUCGCGACGCCAGCCCGACCCGGGGGUUCUCCCCCCUGGACCGGCUGUCGCACCAGGCCCGCAUCUCAGCGUCCGUCCAAGCCAUGAAGAUCCUGGACACGGGGACGGAGGUGGAAGCGGCCGUGGCCGACGCCCUGUUGUUAGGCGACUCGAGGAAUAAGCGACGGCCGGUGCGGCGGCGCUUCGAGUCGCCGGGCGUGUACUCUGACGACGACGCCAACAGUGACGCGUCCAGCGCCUGCUCCGAGCGCUCGUACGGCUCGCGCAACGGCACCUCCGGCGGCGGCGGCGGCGGCGGGCACUUCCUCCGGCAGACGGAGGACGUGGCAGAGGUGCUGAACCACUGCGCCAGCGCCAACUGGUCGGAGCGCAAGGAGGGGCUGCUGGGGCUACAGAACCUGCUGAGGAGCCAGAGGGUGCUCAGCCGUGUUGAGCUCAAGAGGCUUUGUGAGAUCUUCACCCGGAUGUUCGCAGACCCCCAUAGCAAGGUGUUCAGCAUGUUCCUGGAGACGCUGGUGGACUUCCUGAGCCUGCACCACGAGGACCUCCAGGACUGGCUCUUCGUGCUGCUCACCCAGCUGCUGAAGAAGAUGGGCGCCGACCUGCUGGGCUCCGUGCAGGCCAAGGUCCAGAAGGCCCUGGACGUCACCCGGGAGUCGUUCCCGUGCGAGCAGCAGUUCAACAUCCUGAUGCGCUUCAUCGUGGACCAGACGCAGACGCCCAACCUGAAGGUGAAGGUGGCGCUGCUCCGCUACGUGGAGGCGCUGGCCCGCCACAUGGACCCCGCCGACUUCGUCAACUCCAGCGAGACGCGCCUCGCCGUCUCCCGCGUCAUCACCUGGACCACCGAGCCCAAGAGCUCCGAGGUCCGCAAGGCAGCCCAGGUGGUCCUGAUAUCUCUGUUUGAGCUCAACACCCCAGAGUUCAGCAUGCUGCUGGGGGCACUGCCCAAGACCUUCCAGGAUGGGACCACCAGGCUGCUCCACAACCACCUGAGGACCAACAGCGUCAUGGCCUCCCCCAGCCCCCAGCACGCCGCGCCCACCCCUCCUCGACAACCAGGCAGCCGAGGCAGCCCCCUCACCUCCCCCACCAACUGCUCCCACGGCGGGCUCUCCCCCAGCCUGCUGGAGUUCGACAGCGAGAACCUGAACUCUGAGGAGAUCUAUAGCUCGCUGCGCGGCGUCACCGAGGCCAUCCAGAACUUCCGCUUCCGCAGCCAGGAGGACCUCAUGGAGCCGCAGCGGCGCGACGGCAAGAAGGACUCCCUGUCAGGACUGGGCGCGUCCCUGGACUCGGACCCCCGGUUCGGCAACGGCGUGGGGGAGGGCGGCCGCAUGGCGCUGGACAACAAGACGUCCCUGUUGAACACGCCGUCGCCGCGCUCCUUCUCCAGCCCCCGCUUCCGCGACUACAACCCCUACAACUACACGGACACCAUCGGCACACUGGAGAAGACCCCCCUGAAGGGGGUGCUGUUUGACGACGCCCCAGACGGCCGUCGGCAAGAAAGUGUUGAAAACAAAGUGGCCCCGCCCAAGAGCUUCCCUGCUGGUCCGGCGGAGCAGCUGGAGCUGGUGGGGGAGCUCCUGAAGGAGCUGUCCCAGGGCCAGGCUGUGGAGCGGGGGCCGGAGCAGCGCCGCGCGGCCCUGCUGGAGCUGCUGAAGGUGGCCCGGGAGGACAGCCAGGUGGUGUGGGAGGAGCACUUCAAGACCACGCUGCUGCUGCUGCUGGAGACCCUGGGGGACAAAGACCACACGAUCCGUGCACUCGCGCUGCGCGUUCUGAGGGAGAUCCUGAAGAACCAGCCGGUGCGCUUCAAGAACUACGCAGAGCUCACCAUCAUGAAGACCCUGGAGGCCCACAAGGAUGUGCACAAGGAGGUGGUGCGGGCGGCGGAGGAGGCGGCCUCCACCCUGGCGAGCUCCACCCACCCGGAGCAGUGCAUCAAGGUGCUGUGUCCCAUCGUGCAGACGGCCGACUACCCCAUCAACCUGGCCGCCAUCAAGAUGCAGACCCGGGCCAUCGAACGCAUUGCCAAAGACUCCCUGGCCUCCCUGCUGCCGGACGUCAUCCCCGGCCUGCUGCAGGGCUACGACAACACGGAAAGCAGCGUGCGCAAGGCUAGCGUGUUCUGCCUGGUGGCCAUCUACUCUGUGAUUGGAGAGGAGCUGAAACCACACCUGGCUCAGCUUACCGGCAGCAAGAUGAAGCUGCUCAACCUGUACAUCAAGCGGGCCCAGACGUCCACCAGCAACAGCAGCAGCUCCUCCGACAUUUCCUCCUACUAGCCUCUCCUCCUGGGGGCGUCGUCACGGCAACCACACACACACCUGCUCUCGCCGUCGUAAUGGGUCCACGCCGAAGUUCCGAGUUGUUUUUUUCCCGGGAGACCUGUCACUCCCUGUCCGAAAUCAGCCCACUCCGGUGGACCACCAUGUUGUUGUUGUUGUUGUUGUUUUUCUUUCCUAUGAAUUUUCCACAGCCGACACUUUUCCCGCCUCUCCCUUGCGGACGGACCUGAGAGACGUCCGUGUUACCGGACCGGUCUCGACAGACGCACCACCUUGGCACGGUGUUGUCGUUUAUCCUCCAUCCUUCUCGUUGCCCCUUCUGGGGGGUUUAUUUUGGCACGCCUUCGCCACAAGGGGGUCCUGGCGUUCUUCCAGUGGGUUUCCAGAGAGUACUUGUGCAGGUGUUUCUCUUUAUUUGUUUGGUUAGUCAUGGGUUUGAUCUUCUCCAUCGCCCUUUUGAACCUCCUCCGCCAUCUUUUGGGCGAUCGCAAAGACGCCUCCAACCAGCGAUAGCAGAGUGGCGAUGUUUCAUACUCACUGAGACGAGGACGAUUCAGACAGAGAGAGAGAGAGAGCAGAGGGACCCUUACUCGCUCUCUCUCUCCCCUUUGCUCCUAUGUCCCCGCCCUAGAGAUCCUCGUGUCACAUUGUCUCCUCUCUCAUGAAGGUUCCAGUCCUUGCCGUAGUGGGUGGGAAACCCCACACCCCCUGACCAUCAGUAUUCCAUUGCUGUGUGAAACGAAACCUGACCACCAUUUAUAUUAAGCCUUUUACGUUUGUUUUGUGUUGUUUUUGUUUUGCUUUGACACAUCAUACCUUAUAGUAUAUAUCGAAUGUAAGAGCAAACGCUUUUGAGUGAUUUCCAAGGGUUUGGACUCCGAUCCGCCGCCUGUAGUCUUGUGGGAUUGGCAGUGUUCUGGGGGCCUGUGGGGGCCUCGGGCCCCCAAGGUCUAGUGAUGGGUAAGAAUGGGCGGGGGGGUUACACUUAUACGGGAUCAAAUUCAACACUUUGAACCAAAAUGUAUCCUGAAUGUGGGAUUCAAUGUGCAUUGUUGUGGACCCAAACGCAUUAACUACACGCACAAGUAUGUGUGCAAUGAAUGCUUAGAAAUAUGAAUGUCUAUUUACUCCAAAUUCACCCUGUCGUUUUGAAACGAUCAUUUGGCUGGCCAGUGAUUACGCACGUGAAAGCAGAAGCUUAUUUGGCAAUACGGCCUCAAUAGAUCUUACAAUCGGGUGAUUAUAUUAUUAAAGCGUCGGUUAAUUUAGAAGACAUCGUUGUACUUCCGUGGCGAGUAGGCUCAUAACGGUUUUUGUUGUGGUUUAACCUUUGAUAAGAAGGAUGUUUUUAUUCACAAGGGUCCAGAGAAACAGCCCUAUAGUCCUUUUGAAACGGUUGAAAAUAUUGUUGAAAAUAUUUGAAAUGCUGUUGUUCAGAAUUGCUCCCAGAUUGACUACUGCGAGUGAUAGAGUUGAAGUUCCAAAUCACUAAACGGUAGGCUAGGAUACCGUCUCCUAUUUAUGCUGAUGAGAUUGAAUCGGUUCAAAUGAUUCCUUAAUGAAUAAGGACCGAAGGUUACACGUCUAAAAAAACAACAGCGCAUUCAUCGUUAACACUACUGUAAGCAAAAAGCUAAAAGAGGAAAGAAAUUCUUGUUUUUUUGUACAUUUUGUCAACAUGCAUUUGUAAAACAUACCAGCAAUUGUUGGAGAAGGAUUAACUUUAGUGUAUAAAUUAUUGAAACUCUUCUAAAUUGAAUGUAAUGGGCUCUGAGGAUAUUUUGUGUGGCCUUUCUUAAUGUGAAAUAUUGUCUCUGCUUUUAGGCGGGAAAGCAAUAUCUAGUGCGACAGACAAACACACAGCCAUAUUAGACAUUACACAAAAUUACCCCCCAAUCUAUUUGAAAAAGGAUCAUCAUUUGGGAAAUCCUGGUGGAAAUAUCGCAAGAAAUGACAUUUGAUGUUGGAAGGAAAUACCUAUAGUUUGUGUUUUUUUUAUAUGGUUUAUUUUAUUUCGUUUUUUUACGUGAAAGCACUGUAAAAGUCUGUUACGUCUUAAGCGAGACUCUGUUUCUAUGGUCAAUGUACCUGCGCUGCUUAACAGGAACACUUUCAGUAUUUAUUUAUCUUCUUAAAAAUCUUCACCAUCAAGAGAUUCCAUCAGUUGAAUAGAGUUCUUAUUUCUUAACAUUAUCAAGCUCACAACUAUGGAGAUUUCACCAGGGUGGGGUAAAGAAAACAUUAGUUUACCAUGUCUCUUCAGUGCUCACAAUUUCCAUGCUAAGACUGUUAUAAGGCUGUACCAGCGCUACCAUUUUUGGCUUAAUUAGUUUUUAGAAUUUAUUUUACAAGCCAUUCUGUUCAGCUGCGUCUGAACUCAAAUGUUCUUCUGACUAGCCAAUCAAGUUUUAUUUCCGUUUGAUCCAACCCCUUUUCAAGGAGGCGUCACCAUAGGACCAACACAGGUGUCACUCAUAACGCUCAUGAUUACGCUGCGCCUUUUACGGCAACAGGGCCCGACUAGUAGACGUAAUAGCUCAACUGAAUCGCGCUCUGGUACAUACAAGGUGCAGAGCCAGAAUUAGUGUUAUGAGCGAUACUUGUUGGUCCAACGACGGAGCCUGCGCGAAAAGGGUCCAUGGAGACCUGAGGGACGUAGAGCCCUAUCGUGUCACCGUCACGUCUUCUGUAAAACACCACCUUGCCUUUGUAAUAAUCGGUAAUGACAUCACUACUAAUAACAGAACGUCUAACAUUCCCAGCACCGAGAGACGGUCGUUAAUAACUGUUCCUUGUGUGUGUGCCACGACCACAUAUUUGUUCAAAUAAAUCAAAAUAAAAUAAGUGUUUUACUAAAGGUAAAAAAAUAAAAAAAAAGUCAACGUGGAAGUAAUUGUGAAUUCAUUCGAGACGUUGGAAGGCCGCAUAAAAAAUAUCUAUAUAUAUAUAUAAUAUAUAUACGCCAAACCUCCGGACAUGCGUCGCCUUCCCAGCUCAGCUUUAACUGCUAAACAUCGCGUAGGCCUACUGACACCUUUAAUAGGUCCAUGACUGACACCCACCACUUUUUGCUUCGUCCCGCCGACGGUCGCCAUGGUGACCCCAUGGCGGGGUCGGGACCUCUUCGCUCCCCACGGAGACGUGCGUCACUUUACUUUCGCCAGCGGUACGACCGCUACCUUUUUCCUAUGAUUGCUGAGUUGCUUUCACAACUCACACACUUGCAUGCCACCUGUCUUAGUUUUACACCUUUUCUCGGGCUGUCCUGUAUUUAUUUAACCUUUUUGACCUUGCUAUGUUUUGAAUGUAUAUAUUUACAUGCCGUUUAUUUGUCGUUUGGUUCUUUUCCUUCAUCCCGACCUGUGAAAGUCGUUGCAGACAUUUAAGGAUUAAAUAAAGUGUCAGACGUGUG
Messenger RNA from Gadus chalcogrammus (walleye pollock), 8935 nucleotides. RefSeq names its product CLIP-associating protein 1-B-like. Gene Ontology annotation, biological process: mitotic spindle assembly. Gene Ontology annotation, cellular component: mitotic spindle; microtubule organizing center; spindle microtubule. The transcript is spliced from 37 exons. NCBI's taxonomy places the organism in Eukaryota, Metazoa, Chordata, Actinopteri, Gadiformes, Gadidae. The coding region runs from base 964 to 5520 and encodes 1518 amino acids. Gene Ontology annotation, molecular function: microtubule binding; kinetochore binding. The record is from RefSeq and is a predicted model, not a curated record.